AUGGAGACCGAUAACACACGAGCAAGAGUCGCAAUGGCCUGCGAGGUCUGUCGCAAGCGGGUCCCAACCAGGAGAAAUCCUGACCCAGACUACAUUGCAACGGUGGAGGCACAGGCAGAAGCUCUAAAGGCGGAAGUACGCCGACUAGGAAACCUCGUCACUGUUUCAACGAUACCGAAACAUAUUUGCGAUAUUUUGGAAGAAACAUGUGAUACCGAGAAUGCCCCAUCCCAGCUAGACACUAGCACCCAGCAGAUCUCGGAGGAAAUUGAUUACACAGGGGGCUCGCCGGCAAUCCACGAUAUUAGCGAACUUACUUGGCGGCUGAGUAUCGAUGAGAGUGGCGAGACCACCUUCAUCGGACCCUCGGGCAACUUCUGCUUCCCAGUCUCACAUCCUCCACGCGGGGAAAUGAAACGAAAGACAGACGCCGGCGAUUAUCACAUACAGGAGCCGGUAACAUUGAGGCUGGAUCCCAACACAUCUCGGGUCGCCAGGCACCUUGUUUCUCUCUUCAAUACGUUUGUGAACCCUGUCCACCAAUUCGUCGACAUGAGCACACUCGGGAGCCUCGAAGCCAAUCCAUACUUCAACGCCGUGGAUAUUCUCACUUGCAAGAUUCUGGCAGCCGGCGCACUCUUCUCGGAUGACUCGGAAAGCAAAGCCCUUGGUGACCAGGGCUGCCGUCAGAUCAAUCAAAUCAGAUCAGGACCCAAAUCUGAUCUGAACUGA
Messenger RNA from Fusarium keratoplasticum, 732 nucleotides. Its product is annotated as Zn(2)-C6 fungal-type domain-containing protein. Lineage: Eukaryota; Fungi; Ascomycota; Sordariomycetes; Hypocreales; Nectriaceae. The record is from RefSeq and is a predicted model, not a curated record. The coding region runs from base 1 to 732 and encodes 243 amino acids. The transcript is spliced from 2 exons.